Molecule: messenger RNA, 453 nt
Organism: Rhipicephalus sanguineus (brown dog tick)
Lineage: Eukaryota; Metazoa; Arthropoda; Arachnida; Ixodida; Ixodidae
Exons: 3
Coding region: 16-417 (133 amino acids)
Molecular function (GO): actin binding
Source: RefSeq, a predicted model, not a curated record
CGGUCGCGCCUGGGCAUGGACUGGGGCCUGCUGCUGAGCAGACUGACCGCGGUCGAAGGCCAGGGCCAGUGCCUUUACGCGGCGGUGCACAACAUUCAAACGGGAGCCUGCAUCGCCUACGAGCCGCCUGAGAUAUACCCGGGGGUCUCCGAGUCCGAGGUCCGCGAGCUUGCGUCAUCGCACCGGGAUCCACUGCGCAUGUACAGCGGUGGGGUGAGCAUCUGCAGACUGCGCUUUGCUUUCCUAAAAAUGGAAGGCAAGAACGUCAUCCUGCUGCGCAGGCCGGACGCCAAGUGCGCUGUUGGAUUCGCCAACACCGUUCUCGUGGUCGCCGUUUACUCAGUCCACGAGCCAUCCAGGCUGGUGGUUCCCAAGCUUCAAGAGAUGUGCACCACGUUAAUUGAACAGUGUUAUUAAACUCUACUGCCACCCUCUCACCGAAGAAAAUAAAAA